This is a messenger RNA of Brienomyrus brachyistius, 3073 nucleotides long. Its product is annotated as transmembrane protein 255A-like. The record is from RefSeq and is a predicted model, not a curated record. NCBI's taxonomy places the organism in Eukaryota, Metazoa, Chordata, Actinopteri, Osteoglossiformes, Mormyridae. The coding region runs from base 368 to 1396 and encodes 342 amino acids. The transcript is spliced from 10 exons.
UCAUGGAAUCGCAGCGGAGCGCCUGCUUCGCCUUUGGCUGCUGCUUCUGCCCGAGGUGUUACAUGAGCGCCGCACUGGAAGUACAUGCGCAGAUCGCUGCUCAGCGUUUGGCCGGAGCGCCGUAGCAUGAGGUGAAAGGAAGAGGAUGAAGACCGCGGGGAUGACAAGAGGCGCAGACGAAAAUGAGACAGCCGCGGCAGGAGGAGGGAGGCAGGGCACGGUAUCAUCAGCUGCGUACGCUUACCACCUCAAACAAAGAAUGAUCGCGCGUUAACGCCCAGAGCUCGGCGUUUUAUAUUAGUGCCGCUCCAGUGGAACCUGGGGCUUUAAAGCUUGUCAGAGAUUCUGUCGUGAUAAAACUGAUAACAUGCCUAGCGGACUCAGCCAGCAAGCCAAUGGAAUAAGUCUCUCCGACACUGUGGGAUCCUUCAGAAGGAGGAAGAGAAACUCUAUUAUAGUGACUGUAUCACUACUUAUAGUGUCUUUGCUCAUCCUCACCACUGGCCUGGCGGCCACCACCAGGACACAGAACGUGACCGUGGGAGGUUACUACCCCGGAGUCAUCCUUGGCUUUGGCUCUUUUCUUGGAAUCAUCGGAGCCCAUUUGAUAGAGAACAAGAGGCAGAUGCUGGUGGCCUCGAUCGUCUUCAUCAGCUUCGGUGUAGUGGCGGCGUUUUGCUGCGCCAUCGUGGACGGAGUGUUCGCUGCAAGGCACAUCGACCUGAGACCUCUUUAUGCGGGCCGGUGCGAGUAUUAUUCCAACGCAGCACCUCUCGAUCAUGAUGUCAACUGCCAAACAGGUGGGCGUGGUUCCUGCAACCUGCGUGUGAAGAGCAACACCUGCUACUGCUGUGAGCUGUACAACUGCGGCAAAGAACAUCCUCUUUUGGGACCUCAAAAUAAAGACGUUUUGAAAAAAUUUAAGAAAACAUCUAUGAUUUGGAAUCGCGUGGAGCUAAUGGGUGGCUACCACGAGUACACCGACGUGCAAAGCUGUCAGGACGUCGUUCACCUCUACCACCUGCUUUGGUCGGCGACCACCCUCAACAUCGUGGCUCUCUUCCUGGGCAUCAUCACUGCAGCCGUCCUUGGUGGAUUCAAGGAUAUGGCACCGACUCCGGCGCCAGACAGCUGUGAAACGGAGCCCCUACCAGCGCCUGCUCCUUGUGACCCCCAGCCCGUGACCUCAUCCUACAGCUCCUACCACAACAGCACCCCCUGCCUGCCGCCCUACACGGCCUAUGACCUGCAGGCACCCAGCGUCUUCCUGGACUCCUCGGGCCUCUCAGAUGACUCCCUGUCCGGGGCAAGCGCGAUGUGGCCCACGCAGAUCCCUCCCCGAUACUCCCCCCCCUACUACCCCCCAGAUGACAAGCCCCCACCAUACAGCCCCUGAGGCCCCAGCCAGUGGAGAACACCCAGAAGGGAGAGGUGGCCGUAAUCCCCCCCCCCCUUUUUUUUUGGCUUAGCGGAAGGGAGAGGCCCGUUCUUCUUGGGCUGGAGUCUCGCCCCACCCGAGUAUCGGGUCGCCGCCACGAUGCCUCUCGGUCGCCGGCCACACCCACGUCACUGACGACGACGGACCACCAUGUGCGCGCCGCUUCAGCUCUUCAUACCGGUUUGGCAGCACGGGUGCCCACAGCUUUGUUGGAGCAGAAAGCAAAAACGAACUUGGAAACUCAAACCUCCAAGCAGGAAGGCAUUCCUGUCCUGAAGGACACAGGAAGAGCAAAGGAGCGCUACCCAGCCUGGCGUUUCUAGCAUCGAUUUGCCACCGCAGGGCUGUGAUGUUCCUAAAAUCAUCCCACACACUGCCCUGUCUGGCGAGCCACGCUACAUCUUCCUGUCAAGCUCUGGGGGACAUCAGGACCGUUUAUAGAAACACUUUAAUGACCUGGCCAGCUUCUAGAAUCACCGUCCCUGGAUCUGACCAGAUCAGAGCUCCACCUUCCACAGAGGACGUCAGUGAUCUUUCAGCUCUGCCGCUUCCUGUGUGUCUUGUUCAAAUUAGAUUGCUUCCAGUCUAAUGAGGCAGCCCUUCUCGACGCGGCUGCUUUGCGCCAAUUACGCCUACUUGCGUCACGCUCGCAUUUACCGACAUUCAAGUACAAUAUGCAGACCGCACCAGCUGACCCGUUGUACUUUUGUUUUUGUCUGGGCAGCUAGAUUGGGGUCAUUGUAUUCAGACUGUUCAGUCUCCACCAUAAUGUGUAACAUGGAAGUUUACAUGUGCCCCAUUACGUAUUAAUGAAGCAUCAUCUCUGCCAAACUCAAACGUUACAACCCACCACGCCCACCUAAACAUCUCUGUAAGAAUAGCUUUAAAUCAGCUGCAAGCGUUUUAUAAUGUAUGGUACACAGUCAAGAUCUGCAUCACCCUACCUUUUCAUUGUGACAUCGGUUUCGUUGUGUUUAUUGCACUGAAAAUGUAGCAUAAAAAUGAUAAUUCUCUGUCUUUUUUUUAUAAUUUAAGAAUAAGGGAGAUUUUAAGACUCAGGAUCUUGUUUUCGAGCUGAUAUUUAUUUUCAGGUUUUUCACAAUGCAGGAAAUUACUUAAGGAUUAUUAUUAUGAGGUGUCGACUCUUUAAUGUCGUGCUAUUUUUGUGUGAUUAGCGAACUUAAUUUGAGGGGGAAAAAAAAUGUAACCUUUUUUUAUCGCAAGAAUCUAAAGUACCAAAAUCCCUAUAUUUGGAACUCUGAGCAAUGUUUUUACCAGGCUCAUGAAUAUUUAUAUUACUGAUAACGUAUCCUGACCAAUCAAACUCAAUGGACGAUUCAUUUGUACCAUAGACGGCCUCUUGACUUGGAUGGACUAGUUAAGGCUGAGCUAACAUAAAGAUGAUGUGCAACCAAGGCCCUACCUACUGUUUUUAAAGUUUCUAGCAAAAGCAUUAUUCUGCAAACCAUAACCAAAAUGCAGUAGAGAGCCUGUGGCCAGUGAGGAGUGAGCGGGUGAGAGGUUUUGUGUGCAUGUACAGUACAGGCCAAAGGUUUGGACACACCUUCUCAUUCAAUGUGGUGUCUUUAUUUUCAUGACCAUUGGUAGAUUCUCACUGAAGGCAUCAAACCUAUG